Messenger RNA from Clonostachys rhizophaga, 471 nucleotides. The record is from the annotation of a GenBank genome assembly. Lineage: Eukaryota; Fungi; Ascomycota; Sordariomycetes; Hypocreales; Bionectriaceae.
AUGUCUGGACUCCGCAUUGCUCUCGGCGGCGACGAAGCCGGCUUCUCCUACAAGGCCGCCAUCGCCAAGGACCUGGCUGCCGACCCCCGCGUCGCCUCUGUCAUCGACGUCGGCCCCAACGCCGACUCCGACAAGACCGCCUACUCUACCUACGCCAUCCGCGCUGCCGAGGCCGUUGCCAAGGGUGAGGUCGACCGUGCCAUUCUCAUCUGCGGUACCGGUCUUGGUGUCGCUAUUGCUGCCAACAAGGUCGACGGUGUCCGUGCCGUCACCGCCCACGACAGCUUCUCCGUCGAGCGCUCCAUCCUAAGCAACAACUGCCAGGUCCUAUGCCUUGGACAGCGUGUUAUUGGAAUUGAGCUCGCUAGGAGACUCGUCAAGGAGUGGCUCAGCUACCACUUUGAUACUACCUCCGGCUCAGCUGCCAAGGUGAAGAUCAUUGAGGACUACGAGAAGGCCAAGGGUAACUAA